CUUCAUUUCAUGGAUCUUCAUGACAUUUGAAGCCCUUUAUGCGUAACUGUAUCCGACUCAAGAGAAAUCUGCAAACAGCUGUGACUCAGCAGAAAGAACACCGCGCGCACGCGCACACACACGCACACGCACACCUGAUGUUAGGUGUUUAUUCCACCUGUUCCUAACAAAGACCACGCCCCCCAGCUCGACAUCUGUAGGUAAAAGCAGCGCCCGGCACAGCAGCUGAGGACGCUCCGCCAGGAUGGAUCUGUCAGCAGCCUUGUGUGACGAGCAUAAGCCGACCGUGCCCUGCGAGUCCAGUGCCCCGGGAGAGGCCUGCCACCAUCGGCACAAGAAGCAUGGAAAAGGACAUUCGAGCAGCUCGGAUUCCAGUUCCAGCUCAUCAGAAAGCGAUGGAGAAUGUAAAAAGUACAAAGAAUGCCACAAGGAGAAGGACAAAACACACAAAGUGAAGAAAGAAAAGAAAAAGGAGAAGAAAGAGAAGAAAAAAGAGAAGAAAGCUGAAAAGCACUAACAUGGCUUACUAUGGAUUUACAUAACAAAUAAAUAAGAAUCAACUGAACAAACAAACA
Erpetoichthys calabaricus (reedfish) is the source of this 575-nucleotide messenger RNA. RefSeq names its product ADP-ribosylation factor-like protein 6-interacting protein 4. The record is from RefSeq and is a predicted model, not a curated record. The transcript is spliced from 4 exons. The coding region runs from base 245 to 517 and encodes 90 amino acids. Lineage: Eukaryota; Metazoa; Chordata; Cladistia; Polypteriformes; Polypteridae.